Peromyscus californicus insignis is the source of this 7361-nucleotide messenger RNA. RefSeq names its product kremen protein 1. Bases 277 to 4365 code for a protein of 1362 amino acids. Gene Ontology annotation, cellular component: plasma membrane. The record is from RefSeq and is a predicted model, not a curated record. Gene Ontology annotation, biological process: multicellular organism development; negative regulation of canonical Wnt signaling pathway; Wnt signaling pathway. Lineage: Eukaryota; Metazoa; Chordata; Mammalia; Rodentia; Cricetidae. Gene Ontology annotation, molecular function: frizzled binding; ubiquitin protein ligase activity. The transcript has 17 exons.
CGCCCCGCCUACCGGCUCCCCUCAGAGGUGGCCGCGGCCGAGCGCGGGGAGGGAGGGGAGAGCGGGUCACGACGCUGCGGGGGCGGGGAUAACCCCUCACGUGGAGCAGAUGAAAGGGCCGCGGCGCGACGGCCCGGGGAGCGGAGCGGAGCCUGCGACCCACAAAGCCGCCGCCGCCGCGAUGGUGCUGUGAGGCGACCGCCCGCGCUCGGUCCUCCGCCGGCCCGCGACUAUGCCCGGCCGCGCCCGCCCUCCGCGCCCUCCCGCCGCAGGACCAUGAGGCCACGCUCGGGCGGGCGCCCAGGGGCCCCGGGCCGCCGCCGCCGCCGCCUCCGCCGCGGCCCCCGCGGUCGUCGCUUGCCGCCGCCGCCGCCGCUGCCGCUGCUUCUCGGGCUGCUGCUGGCGGCCGCGGGGCCCGGCGCGGCGCGGGCCAAGGAGACGGCGUUCGUGGAGGUGGUGCUGUUCGAGUCGAGCCCGAGCGGCGACUACACCACCCACACCACCGGCCUCACGGGCCGCUUCUCGCGGGCCGGGGCCAUGCUCAGCGCCGAGGGCGAGAUCGUGCAGAUGCACCCACUGGGCCUGUGUAAUAACAAUGAUGAAGAGGACUUGUAUGAAUAUGGCUGGGUAGGAGUGGUGAAGCUCGAACAGCCAGAAUUGGACCCCAAACCAUGUCUUACUGUACUGGGCAAGGCCAAGAGAGCAGUUCAGCGGGGGGCCACUGCAGUUAUCUUUGAUGUAUCUGAAAACCCAGAAGCCAUCGACCAGCUAAACCAAGGCUCAGAAGACCCUCUUAAGAGGCCAGUUGUGUAUGUGAAGGGUGCAGAUGCCAUCAAGCUGAUGAACAUUGUCAACAAGCAGAAAGUAGCUCGAGCAAGGAUCCAGCACCUCCCUCCUCGACAACCCACCGAGUACUUUGACAUGGGGAUUUUCCUGGCUUUCUUCGUCGUGGUCUCCCUGGUCUGCCUCAUUCUCCUUGUCAAAAUCAAGUUGAAGCAGCGUCGUAGUCAGAAUUCCAUGAACAGGUUGGCCGUGCAGGCUCUGGAGAAGAUGGAAACCAGAAAGUUCAACUCCAAGAGCAAGGGGCGCCGGGAAGGAAGCUGCGGGGCCCUGGAUACACUUAGCAGCGGGUCCACAUCUGACUGUGCCAUCUGUCUGGAGAAGUACAUUGAUGGAGAGGAGCUUCGGGUCAUCCCCUGUACCCAUCGGUUCCACAGGAAAUGUGUGGAUCCAUGGCUGCUCCAGCACCACACCUGCCCCCACUGUCGGCACAACAUCAUAGAGCAAAAGGGAAAUCCAGGUGCUGUUUGUGUGGAGACCGGCAACCUUACACGUGGUCGGCAGCCAAGAGUGACCCUGCCGGUACAUUACCCAGGCCGUGUACAUAGGACCAAUGCCAUCCCAGCCUACCCUACCAGGACAAGUAUGGACUCCCAUGGCAAUCCUGUCACACUGCUGACCAUGGACCGGCAUGGGGAGCAGAACCUCUAUUCUCCACAGACCCCCACCUAUAUCCGUGGCUACCCACCCCUGCACCUGGACCACACUCUGGCCCCUCACCGCUGCAGCCUAGAACACCGGGCCUACUCACCAGCCCAUCCCUUCCGUAGGCCCAAGUUCAGUGGCCGCAGCUUCUCCAAGGCAGCUUGCUUCUCCCAGUAUGAGACCAUGUACCAACACUACUACUUCCAGGGUCUCAGCUACCCAGAGCAGGAGGGCCAGCCGAUACCCAGCCUUGCACCCAGGGGCCCAUCCCGUGCCUUUCCACCAAGUGGUGGCAGCAGCCUUCUCUUUCCCACUGUGGUGCACAUGGCCCCUCCCACCCACGUGGAGAGUGGCAGCACUUCCAGCUUCAGCUGCUACCAUGGGCACCGUUCUGUGUGCAGUGGUUAUCUGGCAGACUGUCCUGGCAGUGAUAGCAGCAGCAACAGCUCUGGCCAGUGCCGCUGCUCUUCCAGCGACUCCGUGGUGGACUGCACAGAAGUGAGCAACCAAGGUGUGUACGGGAGCUGUUCCACCUUCCGCAGCUCCCUCAGCAGUGACUAUGACCCCUUCAUCUACCGAAGCCGGGGGCCCACUGUACACCUUGAGGGCUCCCCACCACCAGAGGAGCUCCCGGCAGCACACAGUCAAGGUGCUGGGCGGGGUGAGCCAUGGCUAGGCCCUGCCUCUCCCUCAGGGGACCAGCUGUCCACCUGCAGCCUGGAGAUGAACUACAGCAGCAACUCCUCACUGGAACCCAGAGGGCCCAACAGCUCUACCUCAGAAGUGGGGCUCGAGGUUUCUCCUGGGGCCGCCCUGGACCUCAGGAGGACCUGGAAAGGGGGCCCAGAGGGACCAUCAUGUGCUUGCUGCUUUGAUCCCCAGGCCUCUUCCCUGGGUCCUGGAGCAGGAGCAGCUGCUGGUGGCAGCACCUUAUUCCUGGGUCCCCGGCUCCUGGAGGACUGCAACCCUACAAGUGGAGACCCACAACCAGGGGGCUCCCAGGGCCUGUAUGGCCUUCACUCAGACCAUUUUCCCAGGACAGAUGGGGUGAAAUAUGAGGGCCUGCCCUGCUGCUUCUAUGAAGAGAAGCAGGUGGCCCACAGUGCUGGCAGGGGUAAUGGCUGCUACACUGAAGACUAUUCAGUGAGUGUGCAGUACACACUCACCGAGGAACCCCCACCCAGCUGCUAUGCAGGGGCCCGGGACCUGAGCCAGCGCAUCCCCAUUAUUCCAGAGGAUGUAGACUGUGACACGGGCUUGCCUCAAGACUGUCAAGGGGUACACAGCCACAGCUCCUGGGGUGGGAUGCUGGGCUUGGACGUCCCCCGACUCCACUGGAGUCUGGGGACAACCCGGGAAGAGGAACAGGCUCCGUGCUACCAAGCCGAGGUGCCACUGCAGCCUGGCUGCUCUCCAGAGGAGGCAGAUGCUUCCAGAGCUAGCCUCUCCAGUCCCUCCCAGGACACUCAGGAGUCCCAUGCCCUGGCUGCUGAGGCGUCAGAGUGUUUCACAGCCAAUGGUGCAGAUUAUAGGGGAACACAGAGCUGGACAGCACUGCAAGGCGGGAAGCCAUGUCUGUUCUGGAACGAGACAUUCCAGCAUCCAUACAACACGCUGAAAUACCCCAACGGGGAAGGUGGUCUGGGUGAGCAUAACUAUUGCAGAAAUCCAGACGGAGAUGUGAGCCCCUGGUGCUACGUGGCGGAACAUGAGGACGGUGUCUACUGGAAGUACUGUGAUAUUCCUGCCUGCCAGAUGCCUGGAAACCUUGGCUGCUACAAGGAUCAUGGAAACCCACCUCCUCUCACUGGCACCAGUAAAACAUCCAACAAGCUCACCAUACAGACCUGUAUCAGCUUUUGUCGGAGUCAGAGGUUCAAGUUUGCCGGGAUGGAGUCAGGCUAUGCCUGCUUCUGUGGGAACAACCCUGACUACUGGAAACACGGGCAGGCAGCCAGCACCGAGUGCAACAGUGUCUGCUUCGGGGACCACACGCAGCCCUGUGGUGGGGACGGCAGGAUUAUCGUCUUCGACACUCUCGUGGGCGCCUGCGGUGGAAACUACUCAGCCAUGGCCGCCGUGGUCUACUCGCCUGACUUCCCUGACACCUACGCCACUGGGCGGGUCUGCUACUGGACUAUCCGGGUUCCAGGAGCCUCUCACAUCCACUUCAACUUCACCUUAUUUGAUAUCAGGGACUCUGCAGACAUGGUGGAGCUGCUGGAUGGUUAUACCCACCGUGUCCUGGUCCGUUUCAAUGGGAGGAACCACCCGCCCUUGUCCUUUAAUAUCUCUCUGGAUUUUGUCAUUUUGUAUUUCUUCUCUGAUCGCAUCAAUCAGGCCCAGGGAUUUGCUGUCUUAUACCAAGCCACCAAGGAAGAAGCACCACAGGAGAGGCCUGCAGUCAACCAGACCCUGGCAGAGGUGAUCACCGAACAAGCCAACCUCAGCGUCAGCGCCGCCCACUCUUCCAAAGUCCUCUACGUCAUCACCACCAGCCCCAGCCACCCACCGCAGACUGUCCCAGGUAGCCAUUCCUGGGCGCCAUCGGUUGGGGCCAGCGGCCACAGAGUGGAAGGAUGGACCGUAUAUGGCCUAGCCACCCUCCUCAUCCUCACCGUCACAGCCGUCGUUGCAAAGAUCCUUCUGCAUGUCACAUUUAAGUCUCAUCGUGUUCCUGCUUCAGGAGACCUUAGGGACUGUCGUCAACCAGGGGCUUCUGGAGAGAUCUGGACCAUUUUCUAUGAACCUUCCACUACAAUCUCUAUCUUUAAGAAGAAGCUUAAGGGCCAGAGCCAACAAGAUGACCGGAAUCCCCUCUUUCCCCUGGUCUACAGUUUGGAACAGAGCCAGACGGAAGAAAUUCUCAGGUUUUCUUGAAGGCUGGCCUGGUUCCCUGCCAAGUGUGGUCUCUUGGACAUUAGCACCUCAGAGUGCACAGAGGCCCAGUGCUCUGUCCUGGCCCUGUAGCUUUCUCUGAUGCCGACUAAGAUGUGCCUCAUCUAGUCUGAGGGGACUGAGAACAGGUUCACACUAGAUGUCUUCUUUCUAGAGGAUUCUUUCCAAUACUCACUGACCUGCCGGGUUGAACAUAAAAAACAAAAAAUCCAUCUGUUUAUCCAUGGAGCAGACACAGUAAACUUCUUGUAUACUAGACUUACCUAGCCUGGCCCCAGGCAGUUCACAGUCCUGUGGAGUCUGAACUCGGCCUGUCUCUCUGUCCUCUCAGCCAUCUCCUAGUUCGGGAGUUUGAUGGCUGUAGCGUAGUGCUGGGCUGUAGCUCACAGGUAGAGAGAGCGCUUGCCUUGCAUGCAUGAGGCCCUAGGGUCAAUGCCAGUACUGCCAAAAAGGGGGGAGGGAAAAGGACGGUGGCACAGCCUGUGGGCAGCAUCCCACGAUGAGACAGCAGACCCGUGGAUCCUGCAUCAUUUGAAAAGAAGCUCAGAACUCCCAAGCGCUAUGUCCUUUAUCCCUUGUCAUGGGGCGCCAGAGUAGUUCGGAGUGAGGGCUCCUGUCUCGCCCCAUCACUUUGUCCCUUAGACAGGGAGGCCGACGACAGAAGUUGGCAAAAGGAAAAGGCAGGGCUUGGGAACUGGAGAUCUUCCCAGGAGAGGCUGGAAGAUUGAGAGUCCCAGCUGCAGUGGCCGCCAGUUGUGAGAGGAAGGGCCAUCCCUGAUGUCAGCAGCAGCUGAGAGGAACAGGCUGUGCCCUGAAGGUGGACCUUGGUCAGCGUGUGGCUGUCCGGCCAGCACUCGAGCUUUGGUGUUAGCAGACUCUGAUCUCCUGGGGCCCUCUUGGAGCACUGUGUAUACUUCCCCUGCGUCUCUAAGCCACUGCCAUUGGGGCCUUUUGUAGUGUUCGGGUAACCCAUCAGGAGCUGCCUGCUCCACGACAGAGGACUGUAUGGGACCAUCAGGGAGCGUCCUCAGGGAGAGGCACUGAUCAGUUGAUGGUAGAGAGGCAACCAGAGGAGCAAAGAGUGUCUCUCCAGUGGGCCAGGGUGCUGGCCAGCUCCCAUGGGAGGCCUGCGGGGGGCACAGAGCUGCUGGGCGUCAUCUUCUCACUUUGAUCUGGAAAAGCUGCAGGCUCCUGGGUCUGAAGACAGGCUCAGCACCCACGAAGACCGCUGGAAAUAGACUGCCAGGAGCAGGUUCCACUUCAGGCUGCCGCUAGCCUUUGUGGGGUCCCCUCUGAGAACAAGUAUGAGUCACAGGGCGCCAUGUGCACAGCACACAGAGGAUGUGGGCGCUCUCCCAGGGAAGGUUCAGCUGGCCAGGACCAGGCUUCUUCAGGCCACUGCUCACCUGCUUCUUCACAUCUCAGGCACAGGAAGCCAUGCCCCAGUGGCAGCUCCAGCUCAGCUGCCCUUUAUGAGUGUCCUCGGGAAGGGCAGUGGACGUUGCCCACACUCCUCUUGCUGCUGGUCUAGGCACAGCCCAGCGUUCCAGCCACCACCUCCUCUGUGGGGAGCAGCCCCAGGAAACACAAACCCACCUUACAACAGCGUGGGGCAGUGGGAAGGGCUGUAAUCACCCAGGCCAAACCUCCAGAAAUGGCAGCCACGGUCUGUUAGAACCUGGAGCAGUGUGUUUACCAGUCGACUGGCAAACAGAGAGGUGAGCGGCCAGGGCACUGAGUGUGCUGGGGGCAGGGGGCUUUUGAGUUGAGGUGGGCGGAGGUUUCCUGAGAAGAACAGCAACAGGAAAGACUGUGCUUGGCCCCUCAGAGAUGUAGGCACAGACGCCUGUGUUCUUCUCCACUGGUCUCACUGCUUAAAAAGUAGACACAGAGUAGGAAAGAAGCCUGUGCCUCUCCCGUCAGCAAGGACAGGGCUGAGGCCGCCUGGAGUGAGCAAGGUGACCAGACUUCUCAAAAUGUGGGCUCUGGCUUCAGACUCCUCAGCCAAAAGCUCUCGAAGAUCAAAGCUCUGGCAGGUGCAGCUGUCCUGGCCCCUGAGCCAGCCCAUGGGAUGUGCCUGGGCCAGGUGCCACCCCAUGUCCCUGUGUCAGCCCAGGCGGGACCCCACCUGACCUUCUCCAUCAGCCACUGCCUGACACCACAGGACAUGCACAGCUGCUGCCAACCUCGGGGACAGUCCACACUUAACCUUCAAGAGCACUUAGAAGCGGAUGGCCUCCCAGACUCUGACCCAGCUGCAGGACCCACACUAGGUCUCCUAGGCCAGCUCCUCACUCCACAGUCCUCCAUGGUUACCUCUGGGGCUCCUCUGGGGUUUGGAAUCUCCUGUUUGGUGUCUGAUGUCUACUUUGGGUACUGCCUUGGGAACUGUCAACCCUCCACUUGUCCCCUCCUGCCGCCUUUGUUUACUGUCCCCACCCUACCUCCAGGCCGCUCUCAGCCCAGCUGCUCUGGUCGGAGGGUGGGGGCACUUGUCAGACCUGCCAGCCACACCCCCACCCUGUCUGCCAACAGAACCCAGGCUUCACACAGGCUCCUGUCUUGCCGUGUUGGAGCUGAGCACACUGGCUGAGGCUGAGUGGGUGAGGGGGACAGUGGGAGGUGAAUUUCUCUUGUCAGAGGGAAGUAUGUAUGCAAGGGAUCCUUUCUUGCCCGCACAGGAAGCUGCCAUCCCUGCCACCCUCGUGGCACCAAGACCCUUCCCUUUCCAAACUCACCCUCCAGCAGGGAUCUGACUUUGGACAGCAGGCUUUAUUUGUAAAUAUGCUCUUAAUAUGCAACUUUGAGAAUAAAAUAGAAACAUCAUGUAUUUUAAAAUAUAAAAUGAAGUGUGACACACUGUAUACAAUUUAAUAUAUAUUUUUAGGAUUUUGUUAUUUAAGAAAAUGGAAUGUGAUGGUACUUAACUUUUACAAAAGAGAGAAAAAUGUUAUUUUUACUGUUUGAAGAAAAUAAAU